This is a messenger RNA of Esox lucius (northern pike), 1857 nucleotides long. RefSeq names its product zinc finger protein 250-like. Lineage: Eukaryota; Metazoa; Chordata; Actinopteri; Esociformes; Esocidae. Gene Ontology annotation, biological process: central nervous system development; regulation of transcription by RNA polymerase II. Gene Ontology annotation, cellular component: nucleus. The record is from RefSeq and is a predicted model, not a curated record. Gene Ontology annotation, molecular function: DNA-binding transcription factor activity, RNA polymerase II-specific; RNA polymerase II cis-regulatory region sequence-specific DNA binding. The transcript has 3 exons. The coding region runs from base 386 to 1501 and encodes 371 amino acids.
UCAUGAAAACAUACCAAUACUUUUAUUUUGAAGACCAAUCUCCAUACACCGGAAGUAAUUGUAAUUCUACAUCCUCUGUCAGAUACUACUGCGUGCUUUUUGUUUUCCCUCAAAACAUUAACUUGAAUUAAAUUAGUUGACCGAUAUUCAAAAGAUUUCGUUAACAUUGUCAGUGUUAUCUUAAUUUAUUCAAGAAAGUGGUAGCUAAAGCUUUGCCACCUUUUUCUUCGCUGUUCUGGGGUUUGGUUGUGUGCUAGUGCUAGCUACCUAAGCCGUUAGCUGGCUAGCCCACUCUCCAUUACAAACUUGAAUGUUGUUUUGAACACAAAGUCGGCGAGUAACAGUGUCAACAAAGAGGGCAAACGACCUCUACAUCAAAAAAAGGAUGUCAAAAAUUGAGCGUCUGAACGCCCGUGUGGCCAAGCUACUGACUGUGGCUGUGAAUGAGGUUCUGGAGGUGGUGAAAGAGACAGUAUCUGAGUACCAGGAGAAAACAGCCAGAACCCAGAGAGAAAACGAGAGCCUACGGAGGAGACUGCAGGAACUCCAGGAAAGGUUGAAGAGGGAGAACAUGGGUGGAUGUGAAAGAGCAGCCAAUGAAAAACAGUCAGAGCAGGGUUGGAGCCCUAUUCUGACACAGGAAGACCCAAAGCCCACACAACUAGAUGAAAAACCAGCGCUCACUUUGGAACAGACAAAAAGACUUAGGCAGGGGGAGUGUGACGGCCUGGAGCUGGAUCAUAUAGCCGAUUAUGAGACCGAGUGUAGCUUCGCCUUGGAUUUGCCUGGGCACCACGACCGGGUGUCACAGCAGUCGGAUGAAGCCGUGGCGGUGCACACGCCUCCGGGUGUGAAAAGGGACGUGAGCACCAACCUGCUCCGGGCAGUAACACCCGACACUUUGUCUGCUCCCGGCACCUCGCACAGCCAUGCCCAGCUCGGCAUCAAUCUGACAGUCAUCAAAACGGAACCCGAGCUCACAGAGUGCUCGGCGCCCCCACUGUUGACCCUCCCGGAGACUUUGGAUUGUGUCAGUUUGAGCGACAGUUCCGCGCGCUACGACCCAACGUCAACUCCGAAUUCUCGCGGGAGCGCUGGACCGUAUAAUGUCUUUGUGCAUGCCGGACACAACAGCGUUGGAAGGAGGUUCGGGAAGAGCAGCAGGGAUGUGAGGAAACACCACAGGCAGCACUUUAGGAGAGACGAGCCCCACGUCUGCUUUGUUUGUGGGAAGACGUUUAGCCGGGUGGGGAACUUGAGAAUCCACCAGCGCUGUCACACGGGCGAGAAGCCCUACUGUUGCAUGCAGUGCGGCAGGUGUUUCAGCCAGGCUGGGGACCUUAAAAAGCACAAGAGGGUCCACACAGGAGAGAAGCCGUAUUAUUGUGGCCAGUGUGGAAAGAGCUUCAGCCGGGGGGAGAACCUCAAGAGACAUCAGAAGAUUCACAUUGGAGAGACCUUACAGCUACAGCAGGUGUGGAGAGAGCAGCAGUCGAACUAGACACAUUUGUUUUGAGCAAAGAUUGUAUGAAUGAACAUGAACAAGAAUGAACAAGGGUAUAUGAACGACAACAUUGUGAAAUGAACAUAUGCCAUGGGCUGUGUUGAAAAUCUAAAUUGAUUAGAUCAUACUCGUCAGUGCAUUGCAGGGAUUUUUUUUUUACAAGGACACAUGCAUCUUCAUGAAGUGUGCGUGCAUGCUUGUGUGUGUGUGUGUGUGUGUGUGUGUGUGUGUGUAUAUACACCCUGAUAAGCCAUAACAUUUUGAACACUGACAGAUUAAGUGAAUAAUACUGAUAAUCUCGUUAUCACGGCACCUGUCAGUGGGUGGGAUAUAUUAGGCAGCAAAUGAACAUU